AACAUCAUACUGUAUAUGCUGUAUAUAUAUCCCACUUGCCGGCAGUGGCACGGCACGACCGCAGACCUAGGUGGUGAGGUGGUGUGGGUUGUGGGUGUUGGCAGUGUGCACAUGCAAGAGAUGCGGGCGAAAUGAAAGCCACGCCUAGGAGUAGUAGAGAGUGUCAAUUUGCAUGUUUGCGCGUUGACUUUUUUUCGUCAUUCAUACCGCAGCGAGGCCGCUACGGCGAACACCCUCCUCGACAUCGCCAUCGGCAUUGCAGCAGUAUUAAGCAAUCUAUCUACUACCUAUACUCGCCAGAACAAGCGUCCUUCACUGAGCCUCAACCCGCGCACCGCAUACUUUCCUUCUUCCCAGAUACGACAAAAUGGACAAAAUCACCCCCUACCAACAGCAGUUCGACAACUACCUCGCAAAGUUCCGGACUCUGAACCGAAUUGAGGCGGCGACGGGUGUUCCCAAGACGUACUUCACUCUUGCCAUAUACGUUUUGGUCUCCAUCUCCGUCUUCUUCAACAUCUGGGCCGGCCUCACUACCACCGUCCUUGCUCUCAUCUACCCCACCUACCGGGCAUUUGAAGCGUCCUCGAAGAACGAUGUCGAAUCCCUGAAGGUCUGGGUUACAUACUUCUGGUUCCUCGGACUUUUGUCCCUCGUCGAGUUAAAGGCGGGGACUAUCCUCUACUACUUCCCUCUGUACUACGUCGCCAAGCUUGUUGGAACAUUCCUCAUGUUCUUGCCCAAAUACGAUGGCGCAAAACACCUUCACGACUUCAUCUUGCCUCACUUUGAGCCUUUCUUCAAGCACAACCAGAAGGACCUUACCAAGUAGAUUUUACCU
Fimicolochytrium jonesii is the source of this 841-nucleotide messenger RNA. RefSeq names its product TB2/DP1, HVA22 family-domain-containing protein. NCBI's taxonomy places the organism in Eukaryota, Fungi, Chytridiomycota, Chytridiomycetes, Spizellomycetales, Powellomycetaceae. The transcript is spliced from 4 exons. The record is from RefSeq and is a predicted model, not a curated record. Bases 368 to 832 code for a protein of 154 amino acids.